Messenger RNA from Botrytis porri, 2955 nucleotides. RefSeq lists its product as uncharacterized. Gene Ontology annotation, molecular function: zinc ion binding; DNA-binding transcription factor activity, RNA polymerase II-specific. The transcript is spliced from 2 exons. The record is from RefSeq and is a predicted model, not a curated record. Gene Ontology annotation, biological process: regulation of DNA-templated transcription. NCBI's taxonomy places the organism in Eukaryota, Fungi, Ascomycota, Leotiomycetes, Helotiales, Sclerotiniaceae. The coding region runs from base 345 to 2030 and encodes 561 amino acids.
CGACGGACCAGUCCCAACAAUAUGUUUUGAAGAUCUCACAUUCAUUUUGGAGUUUUGCUACUUUCUUUAGCCAUCUUCUUAAGAUUGUAUCCUUUAGUACACAUACUUCUUCCACCCCUUUCGAGGCCACCAUUGCGAAGAGUGAAGCGGUCCCCGUUUGAUUUCCUCUCAUUUGCGUUAUCGUGUAGGACAUUGCCUAUACUAUUUACCAAAGCAACCGUUUGCGGCACUUGUCCCCAAUAUUGUGAUCCUGUUUCUGUAUAUCAUUCCCUAACAGGACCGGGAACUCAACAGGGGUCAACGGAGUAUCAAGCGCCUGAUUCUGCCAGCACCGCAGGUCAACUAUGGUUUUUUGUGGUCGACCCUCUAAAGGAUGUCAUGCAUGCCGAGCCAGAAAGACAAAAUGUGAUGCAGUACCCACUGGGUGCACUCAGUGUUCUAAUGCGGGUCGAAAAUGCCCCGGGUAUAGAUCCCAAGUUGAUGUGAUUUUCCGGGAGGAAACUAAAAACGUGAUUAAAAAAGCAAAGGUUAAACACGACAAGGUCAAGCAAAAGAGCGCAGAAUCCGUUUCUCCCAACUCCAGUACUUCUUGUUCAACCACCCAUUCGCCGUAUUCAAGUCGAGGAAACUCACCACGCGAUAUCGUUAAAGCUCCUCAAUUCAACCAGGUUAUCUCUGUCAAUUAUCUCAAUAUAACGCCAUCAAUUGAAGAUAGAGCUACCGCAUUCUUUCUAUCAAACUAUGUGAUAGGCGAUAGUGGUCCAACUCGAGGACACCUUGAUCAUCUUUCUGAUUUGUACGAAUCCGAUAGUAUAGAUGAUAAUCUUGUCGCUGCUGUCCAAGCAGUGGGCCUGGCCGGUUAUGCACACUCGGCGAAAGCUCCCCAUCUUAUCUAUCCAGCACGCGCACAAUAUGCCAAAUCACUUCAGCUUACCAACACUGCCCUUCAAUCUCCAACUGCCGUCAAGAGAGACAGUACUUUAUUAGCAAUUUUGAUCCUCGGCAUCUUCGAAACUAUCACAGGUAGUAAUCAAAAGUCGAUGAAAGCAUGGGCAGAACACAUUCAUGGUGCCGCGGCAGUUGUCAAGCUUCGAGGCCCGGAAGCUAUUAAGACAAGCGGGGGUAUACGCUUGUUAGCACAAGUUACUUCGAGCCUGCUGAUAUCAUGCAUCCAGAGGAAUAUCCCACUACCAAAAUAUAUCGUUGAAAUUACAGAAUUUGCAGAAAAGGAUAUGACAAAUGUUGAUCCGGCCUGGAUCGCUCAAAGAAUAAUGAUUGACUACACAUCUUUCAAUGCUAGAUAUCACGCAGGUUAUUAUAGUGAUGCUCAGGAGCUUCUUGAUGAUGCCGAGGCCUUGGACGAGAGAUUUCUCGCCUUUUUCACAAACAUACCGAAAGGGUGGGAAUUUGCAAUAGUUCAGACGGACAAAGAUCCGGGUGUUGUGUUUGAUGGCUACUAUCACGUAUAUUACGAUCACUGGGUAGCUCAAAUCUGGAAUGCAAUAAGAGAACUCAGAAUCUUACUCAAUGAAACGAUCAGAGAGGUCUUAUUGAAAGAUUUUACUGCUCUUGUACCAUCGUUACUUGGGUCCGAAUACGCAGAGCGAUUCCAGAUCUGCACCAAAAUAAUCUACCACCUACAGGCAGAGAUUCUUGCAAGUGUACCGCAACAUAUAGGCUACGUUUCGAGGAACAGUGGGCAUACACAACUCUGGAGUGGCUUCGAGAAAGAUGGGUUUGGAACAGAUUUCCCUACCAUUAGAUUCUCGGGUGGAUAUUUCAUGAUUUGGCCACUAUUCCUAGUAGGAAAUCUUCGCCUUUCGACUCCAGAGGUUCGAGCGUUUUGUGUUAAGAAUUUGCGAUACAUUGGAACACAGAUGGGGAUCGAACAUGCAAAUCUGCUGGCUACUAUUAUGGAAAAAAAGAUUCCUGUAACUGUGUGGCAUGAGCCGAGACCGCAGCUCUCUAGUAGAAUCAUGGAUGAAGAUUUUUCCAAUGAUCAUGAGAACCAAAGUCAGGGAAUAGAGUAACACAACACAGUCCCCUGUUUAAGUUGUCAGGGUUUGCUUAAUUGAAACCUGUAUUUUGAUUUCUCAACCGACUUACGACUAGCGGGUAAUGGCAUGAUGGUGAUGGCGCUGGCUCUAUGAGAAAUUUUAUCAUCUUAUUACGUAUCGCACGUUCAACAACUCCUCAUUAAACCACUAUAUGAUCGAAGUCAGCCAGUUCAAACAUAGCAGUACAACGGCCACCGCCAGCAAUUACCUCUCCAUAUUCGGCCAUAUCUAAAAGAUUAUGCAAGCGAUGUGUUGCUCCACACCGUUUUCUUCGAUACGUAUCGAAAAGCUCUUACAGAAACAGCAUCUUUUGUGAUGCGAGACAAAUUUGAGAUCGUAGCCGACCAGACUUUGCAAAAAGAUUUGUCGCAUAUAAUACUAUAGGGAUAGAGACAGUAGACAGUAGAAAGUAAAUUCUAGUUAGAAUAUCCUAUAGAAUCGUUCUACUAUCCAACAGAUAUACCCAUCCAUCUCAUGGAAUAGGCAGGAAGAGCUAUAAUCAACCCCACGGUGGAGACGUCCAUUGCGCAGCUCUGGAAGCCUUUCUCAUACUUAGAUUUGUGCCAAAGAAGAAUCCAAAUUAGAUGCCCAAGGAGGACUCAGAAGGAUUUCGGGUUUUGUUGCAGGUACGUCAUGAAUAGGUACCUAGGCAAAGAUAGUCGAUCAACUAGUCUUUCUGCCACACAGACCAACACGUAACAAAAGGAAAGGUCAUACCAUAGACUGUGUCAAUUUGUGGUGGAAUUUGUUAUUACGGAUAAAUUGUGGGACAUUGGUGGAAUGAACUUAACCUGUAAAUUGAGUAAAGCUAUUUUCUUUUUAGUUCGACGUGAUUCAUUAUGAUUCAAUCUUGGUUUGUUCGGAGGAUAGUUAUCCUGAAAGCUGUCUUGAUACUUGC